GCACAUGAUCGAGCAAAGGAAACCUUCGUUGGUCUUUGACGACCCCAGAUCCGAGUGACGCGAGGAAGGAGAUGAGCCAUGCAGCUCGUGCUCUUCCCAACGAAACCAACACUCGGAUCAUCAAAAGGCUAGCCUGCCGACUUUGUCUUUUUCUUUCUUACUUUUUUUUUUCCUUUUGUGCCUUUGAUAACGUGGCAUCGAACAAGUUAAUCCUCCAGCUACUAACUAAUCGUCAGUGGAGGCAGCCACUGCGCACAAGUGCUCGACCUCUGUGCUGCCCUUGCUUGCCGCAACAGAGACAGAGACAGAGAUGUUUGACGUGUGGAGUGUCGUGGGAUGGUGGGACAGGUGGCAGCUGCGCGUCCUCGUCCUCGGCAGCCUCGGCAUCCAGUGGUUUCUGCUGGUGGCUGCCCCCAUGCGCAAGUACACCAUCCGCCCCGGCCUCAGGCUAUGCAUCUGGCUUGCCUACAUCAGCAGCGACGCUCUGGCCAUCUACGCGCUCGCCACCCUCUUCAACCGCCACGCCAGGGCGACCAGCAGCAGCAGUUGUGACGGCGGUGCCAACAGCAAGGCGAGGAUCCUGGAGGUCCUCUGGGCUCCUGUCCUGCUCAUCCAUCUCGGCGGGCAGGAGGAGCUGACCGCCUACACCAUCGAAGACAACGAGCUGUGGACACGGCACACCGUGACCCUCGUGUCCCAGGUCGCGGUUGCCCUCUACGCCUUCUACAAGUCCUGGCCCAACCCCAGCGACUGGAAGCUGCUGGCGUCCGCGAUCCUGCUCUUCAUCAUCGGGGUCGUCAGCUUCAGCGAGAAGCCAUGGGCGCUCAAGAAAGCCAGCAUCAACAGGCUGGCGUCUGUGUCGGCCACGAUACAGGGGACCAAGAAGCGCACGAGGCUGGCGGUGUACUUGGACGAUCUUCUCUUCUCCGAUUGGUACAGCUGCUCCAGAGCCACCGAGAAGAGUAGCAGCAGCGGUAGUAGCCUCCCCGCAGCCGCAGCCGCGGCAGGUGUGGGUUGGCACGACUGCUUCUCCUUCACCGAGCCGAGCAAUAAGGGGCACGGCGAUCAUGUGGGCUUGUCGGAGGCAGAUAAAGUCUACAUGGUGCUCUCGGACAUGUCGCUGUCCGCGGCCGCCGACGACCUUGUGCUGCGAGGCAGGGCUCGAAAUGUGGAGGAUGUUCUUCGGCCCCUGAGCACCAAGGCGGAGCAGGCACUCAAGCGCUGGCUGCGUGGCGCGUUUGGGCUCAUAUACACCAGAGCCAACCUGGUCUUCACUCGCACGUACCUGGUGUACCAUGUGCUGGUGGUGCCGAUCCUGCACGUCGCCGCCCUCACGCUGUUCGCGACGAGCGACAAGCACGGGUACGACCGCACCGACGUGAAGAUCACGUACGUCCUCCUGUGCCUCACCGCCGCGCUGGACGUCCUUGCGGUGUUCGUCCGCCAGCUGCUGUACGGGGCCAUGUCCGCCAAAGGUGUCCCGGCGCUGUGCGAGACGGUGCCAGGCUACAACCUCGUGGACGCGGUCACCCGGCGGAGGCAGAAGGACAUUGGGUGGCUGUUCAGGUGCGCCGCCGCCAUGGGCUGCAAGGAGGAGUACUUGGAGUACUGCAAGUGCGGCGGGGGGCAGCAGCACUACACACUGUACAAGAAUGUGUCGAAGAUGGUCCUUGCGGAUCUGGUGGACGCACAGGGCCGCGACCUCGCCAACUACAGAGUCUUCACGGUGCCCUACGCAUCACCUGCAAGCACUGCUGCCGGGCCGGCCGUGGAGCAGCAGCGCGCAUCGCCAGCAGGCGCGGCCAACUGGGCUCUCAGCGAGGAGCAGCAGAAGCUGUGCGGCCGCAAGGUCCGGGACACCCUGCGUGGGUCCUUCGACAGGAGCGUCCUCGUCUGGCACAUCGCCACCGACCUCUGCUUCCGCAUGGAACAAGUUCCUCCUGACGCCGACAAGGAAGAAGACUCGCACUGGCUCCGCAUCAAGUGCACGGAAGCGAUAUCCUGCUACAUGGCUCGCCUGCUCGACUCCCACCCCGACAUGCUGCUCACCGGCAGCAGGCGGCACCUGGUCAGCGAAGCCUUGGAUGAACUCGAGUCCAUCUUUGACCGCACCAUGGUAGAUCGCAGCGGCAAGCCACCGGGCAAAGACGACCUGCACAAGAUCAUCGACGACGUGGCGCGGGUACGUUUCCAGGUGCCCGUCGGCGUCGCUCAUGGAGCUGCAGACGACGACGGGGAGGAGGCGGUACAGUCUUUCUUCCACAUCCCCGAGGCAUGCGGGCUUGCAAUGGAGCUGCUGCAGCUUGAAGCGUCCACGCGCUGGAGGGUGAUGUAUCGGGUGUGGCUGGGCAUGCUCUUCUACUCCGCCAGCAUGUGCAGGGGCUACCUGCACGCUAAGAGCUUGGGUGAAGGUGGCGAGUUCCUUUCCUACGUCUGGCUCGUCCUCUCGCUCAAGGGGGCCAAGACCCUGGCCGACAAGCUUCAGAUGUUGGAGGUGGAAGGGGACGACAGGCAGGGACGAAGGCAAGGACGAAAGUGGGUUGAGAUGCGGAAUGAGGAGCUUCAGAUUCGGGGAGACGACAGGGAGCCAGCACCCCGAUCGAUGCCCACCACUAGCAGCUUGUUUCAAACCUGAUCAAAUCCUCCAAUCCAAUCGCCGAUGCCAUGAUUUUACUAUAUAUCAAUUCUCCUGUUUGUUUGUUCGUUUAAUUUCUAGCCAGCGUUCUCCGACCCAACUACUGGCCGGUUUGUUUGUCGCCUUGCCUUUGUUUAAUAAGCUCAGCCCCUCACUUUGAAUCAA
This is a messenger RNA of Zea mays, 2800 nucleotides long. Its product is annotated as OSJNBb0045P24.5-like protein. The record is from RefSeq and is a predicted model, not a curated record. NCBI's taxonomy places the organism in Eukaryota, Viridiplantae, Streptophyta, Magnoliopsida, Poales, Poaceae. The transcript is spliced from 2 exons. Bases 311 to 2635 code for a protein of 774 amino acids.